CAGAAAGGUAGGAAAGGUGCCAAUUGUUGGUAACAACGUAAAAGUUAGCACUCGGUGAGUACAUAACUAAAAAAAAAUGGUUGUCGACAAAUUGGUAGCGUUAAGGCCGUAGCUACUACAUCUUCAAAGUGUAUCCUUGAACAGUAUAGCAGGAAGAGUGGCCUUCUAUAUUGUUCGAGGAUGGUCCUGACAGAUGAACUGCGAACAGCUCUAAUAGUGGCGCCGAUUCAUCGCAGGGCCGACGUUCGUGACGUUAUCACGAAACAGAUGAAGAAUCAACAGGCGAUGAUUGAUAUUGUUACGCUUUUGUGUCUGAGUUUGUUGCAUAUUCAAUGAAUUUUAGUUCGCCUCAUAUGAGUUUCAGUACUAAUCAACAUCACUGACCUCCCUGUGCAGCAUGUAGUUUAAAGUUUUCUUGUCGUCGGCAUCCUCGAGAGCGUUGCUGUUGUUUAGCUCCGUAUCCUCAGGCGUGAGCUUACAAGUAAACUCUAAUAUUGUGAACGACCGCCGCAACAGCCAAAAAGCCGGAAUCUUGAAGCUGUUAGACGAACAAGACAAGCACAACACGUAUCUCCGCAUGGCACUUGGAGCCAUCUCGCAGGUGCAGCCACAUAUAGUUGCUUUCUGGGUGAUAGUGUCUCCUUCGUCUUUUCUUGACUAUUUCUUGUAGUACUCAUGUUAACUCAAUUGUCAAUGACAAAUUGAAGAGCUGGCGCAUCAUUAUCAUUACUGAACCCUAACCGACGACUUCUAUUUUAACACCCCAAAAUCUUAAAGUCUACAUCUUAUCAUCACCCAACAGGAGUCGUGGGACAGCAUGGGCUUGACCAUGGCCCGAUCCCGCAGUGCAGAUUAUGGCAUUUAAAUCCAGAGGAUUUUGAUUUGGUCUUGAUUAUUGUGUUAGCUUUCACAGGACCUAUAUCUCAGCAGCACUAUCCUAGACAGCAUAACUCUACUUGUUGCCACGCCCACAGCAGACAUAAUCAGCUACCCUCUUUACCCCGACGUCGUCUCUCUCUCUCUAAUCGCAAUCGAUGCGUGCUCCGGAAGGCUUGUUGGGUAGCUUCGCUCAGAGUAUGCGCUUCGGACCUUUUCAAGGAGGACCCGGCAUCGGUCAGGUAAUUUGUAGCUUCGUAUGUGAAAGUUUGUAUCUUGAUGAAGAUAGCUACUUCUACUAGGUAGAUCAUCUGAGGUACAAACUGCUAGAGGUUUGAAUCCAAAAAAACGGCUCAGAUCAAACUUCGUAAUCGUGAAUAGGUUCGGGGAACUGUAUAUAUUGAAAUCCAACUUUUCUUCUAUCUCGUUUCUCUCUAGGUCGCUGCUGUGGUCGGUCCCAUUGCUGCUGGUAUUACCGCUGCCGGUGCCGGUGGUAAUCGUGCUCCAGGUCCACUCUCAGCCACGUCUACAACAACCACUACUGCCACCACAUCUGUUCGCGUGGUAUGGUCUUUUUUUUGUUCGAUUUAGAUUUUUUAGAUUUCUGGGUUUCAUCUACAUUUUUUGGCGGAACAAGAACUGGGACUUAUCAUGAAAACACGAGUAGUCCAGCAUGUAGUUCAAAACGUUCUUCGAUUAUGUUCUUCUCCACUACCAUACAUCACCAGGACCAGCCAUCUAAGGAAGACGCUACUGUGAACCACUCGCAAGUAACGAAUGACCACAACCUGAAUGACGAGACCCGCCUCGACGAUUUUUUCGUACUACUGACAGAUGAUUCUAGAGGACAUUUCACAGCAUGAGCAUCUUUUUAAAAACUGAAAAGUUUUGACUGGUUGAUAUUAUAUUCACAAGAGUUUCAUCUUGUAUUGGUAGAUUAUGGAUUAUCAAAAGUUCAACACGUUGUUUAGACUGCACCUACCUAUCUAUUACAGCUCCCAACACUUUUGCAGGAUCCGUCGCCGGCGGCGAAGCGCAAAUGCUGUGAAGGCAGUAAGACCAACACCAUGAACAACACCAACGACAGCAGCGUCUGUCUCAGCGCCACUAGCAGCAGCAGCAGCAGCAGCACCGGCAAUCGCAACAGUAACAACAACAUCGUGGACAACAGCAAAGCUCCGGUGAAGGCGGAGAUCGCUGGUUCAGAUGACAGCAUCUGAAGCCAUUUCAGAUGAAAGACAGGCCUAGUACUGUUAGGUUGUCUGAAGCUGAAGAUGAUGCUUUUAGCAGGUUUGAUAUUCAGUUGUAGCUGUUGGUGUAGAAUUUUCUUGAUAGAUAUGAAAGUGUUAACUUCAUUAUUCAUGAUCUUCCUUCUUUCUUAUAAUAAUUGAAGUAAUAACUCGAAGUAAAACAAGAUAAAGAUCUACAAACAAGGCAUGACUUGAUCUUGAUGAUAUUUAUGAACCAUUUUUGAUAUGAAAAAUAUGUUCUUGUCGAUAUGGAGUACUAAAAUUUGUCUAUAUAAUUUUACUUUCUAUUUUUCAGUAAUUAUUAUAUCUAAUCAUUAGGAAUUCUAGUGGUAGUACAGCUCAACCUCAUUUAUCAGUAUUACCAAUGCAGUCGUGUUAUUAAAAGCUUCUUGUUGGUGAUGUAUCGUCGAUGUGGUCAUCCUCUUUUCUAGUACUCGUGAUCGUGUCUGUCUAGCAUAGUACCAGCCGACAAUACAACUCGACUACGUGCAAUAUAAGUGCUUAUCGAUCAUGAUUGGCAUCGUCUAGUUUGCAUGCAACAUCUAGCACGGGUGACAUCUCUGAAGGGGCGAGGGGUUGCGACUGAAGUACUGAAGAUGCAGUGGGAUUGAAUAUCGCCGAAGAAUAGGACUAGAAAAUGGGGGACCUCUAGGCGUUUAAAUGAAUGUGCUUUCUCUCAGUGACGUGGUGCGUUCUGAUAAACAGUAGUACAGUAUUACUACAGUUGCAUAUAUAUCAAGCUUGAGAAUAUUAGCUAUUCCUUACAAACAUCUUCGUAUUUCAUAGCAAGCGAGAGAUGUUGCUAGGUAUAAAAAAAGGAAUGCAGGCGCAUCAUCUGAGUCAUUACUCGAAGUUCGCUUACCAGUGGUAACUUAGGGAUGUGGAACUGCAUUUCUUUUCUGGUAUGUUUCACACUAGGGAGGAUGAGUGAGGCUCUGCUUGUGCAAAGAAGCAGCGGGUGGGGCUUCAGCCGUGGCUCGAGGAACUGUGGCGCAUGCUGCAGUUAAAACAUUCACAGAUAUUCAGAUUCUUGUGGUUUCAAUUUUGAACUAAAUACACUCCCAUCAGUAUUUUAAUACAAACCCCUUAUGAA
Molecule: messenger RNA, 3219 nt
Organism: Amoebophrya sp. A25
Lineage: Eukaryota; Dinophyceae; Syndiniales; Amoebophryaceae
Source: the annotation of a GenBank genome assembly